Molecule: messenger RNA, 1404 nt
Organism: Penicillium mononematosum
Lineage: Eukaryota; Fungi; Ascomycota; Eurotiomycetes; Eurotiales; Aspergillaceae
Exons: 3
Coding region: 1-1404 (467 amino acids)
Biological process (GO): transmembrane transport; carbohydrate transport
Cellular component (GO): membrane
Molecular function (GO): carbohydrate:proton symporter activity
Source: RefSeq, a predicted model, not a curated record
AUGGGUAUUGUAUUCAUGUUCUCCACUGCUUCUUCGGCUGGGUAUAUUGGAAGUCUUGUGAAUAGCUUGCUUGUACUGCCUGAGUUCGACACCAUCAUUGGCGGACUAGAUCCCAAUAUAGUUGGGUUGAUCAUUGCUGCCACUUCUCUGGGGGCGUUAGUCUCCUUCGCGCCGGCCUCUUAUAUUGCCGAUAAGUUCGGACGCAAGACGUGCGUUGGCAUUGGAUCUAGCAUUGCGAUCGUGGGAGCUAUCAUCCAAGCCGCGGUCAAGAACCACUGGGCCUUUUUUGGUACCAGAAUCUUGUCGGGUAUAGGGAUGGGCAUCGCCCAGACUGCAGCUCCUCUCCUGGCAACUGAAAACGCACACCCACGGCAGCGACAGACGGCCACGGCCCUGUACAAUGCAUGCUGGAAUUUGGGCGCCAUUGGCUCGGCAGCGGUCACGUAUGCAACAAUAGGCAUAUCAAACAGUUGGUCGUGGAGGGUACCUUGUCUGCUGCAGAUAUCGUAUCCGUUGUUCCAGAUUCUAGGUUUGAUCGCGUUCGUACCCGAGAGCCCCAGAUGGCUGGUAUCAAAAGGAAGGAAAGAAGAAGCCCUGGCUAUUCUCGGGAAGUACCACGCGAAUGGUGACAUGGAUGACGAGCUAGUCCAGUAUGAGUACCGUUGGAUUUGCAGCACGAUCACAGCCGAGAUCACCAAUACCAGGAAGUGGAGCACCUUCUUCUCGUCAAGGGGCGAUAUGCACCGACUGGCCAUUUGUGUAUUGGUUGGGCUUAUGCAAGAAUGGGCUGGAAAUGGACUCCUAUCCUACUACCUCGCGCCGAUUCUCGAUUCAGUGGGAAUCACUAAGGCAGCCGACCAAGCAGCUGUUAAUGUCAGCCUCAAUAUCUGGAACUUACUCCUUGCGGCAGCCGGUGCACUUGCAUCGGAGCGAUACGGCCGCCGCGUUCUAUGGCUUCUUUCCACAGUAGGCAUGAUCGUUUUCCUGUCCAUGUCCACACUGGCCUCUGGUCUGUUUGCCGAAAGACAACUUCCCGCUGCUGGAAUAGCGGUAGUUCCACUCCUAUUUCUCUUUUUUGGCGCAUACGACAUGGCUUAUGCGCCUUUGUUCAUCUCGUACCCAGCUGAGGUCCUACCCUUCCAACUGCGUGCGAAGGGCAUUGCUGUCACCCUUUCGGUUGAUGCCGUAGCGUGUUUCUUCAACCAAUAUGUCAACCCAGUGGCGUUUACGGCGAUUGCAUGGAAGUAUUACUGUGUCUUCCUUGGUUGUCUAGUACUGUUUUUGGGUCUUAUAUAUCUCCUCUUUCCCGAGACAAAGGGGCGGUCUUUGGAAGAGGUGGCUAUGAUUUUCGACAAGGAAAACGAAUCGGAGAGUGCUAGUAAUAAGGAGACAGAGACAAGAUAG